AUGGCCUCAAAGUUCUUCCUCCUUGCCCUUCUGGCCAUGUCAGCUUCUCGUGCUAUUGCCUCCGACCCAGGCCAGCUCCAGGAUUUCUGCGUCGCUGACAGAACAUCACAAGGUAUGUUUUUUGUCAAUGGAUUUGCAUGCAAAGACCCAAAGACCGCUGUGGCAGAAGAUUUCUUCUUCUCUGGCCUUCACAUGGCUGGGAACACGAGCAACAAGCAAGGAUCUGCUGUGACCGCAGUUAAUGUGGCGCAGAUUGCUGGGUUGAACACUUUGGGCAUCUCCCUGGUUCGCGUCGAUUAUGCACCCAAUGGUCAAAACGCACCCCACAUCCAUCCCCGGGCAACCGAGAUCCUCACCGUGCUGGAAGGCUCGCUCUAUGUUGGUUUCGUGACCUCAAACCCCGAGAACAAGUUGUUCGCAAAAUUUCUGAACAAAGGGGACGUGUUUGUGUUUCCGCAAGGGUUGAUUCACUUCCAGUUCAACUUGGGAACAAACAAAGCCAUAGCCAUUGCCGCGCUGAGCAGCAAGAACCCUGGGGUGAUCACCAUAGCCAAUGCGGUGUUCGGAUCCAAGCCAUCCAUCUCAGAUGAUAUCCUUGCCAAAGCCUUCCAGGUGGACAAGAACAUAGUAGACAAUAUCCAAGCUCAAUUCUAG
Molecule: messenger RNA, 654 nt
Organism: Triticum dicoccoides
Lineage: Eukaryota; Viridiplantae; Streptophyta; Magnoliopsida; Poales; Poaceae
Product: putative germin-like protein 2-1
Exons: 2
Coding region: 1-654 (217 amino acids)
Molecular function (GO): manganese ion binding
Source: RefSeq, a predicted model, not a curated record